Messenger RNA from Cynoglossus semilaevis (tongue sole), 1040 nucleotides. RefSeq names its product tumor suppressor candidate 5 homolog. The record is from RefSeq and is a predicted model, not a curated record. The transcript is spliced from 5 exons. Gene Ontology annotation, cellular component: membrane. The coding region runs from base 281 to 865 and encodes 194 amino acids. Lineage: Eukaryota; Metazoa; Chordata; Actinopteri; Pleuronectiformes; Cynoglossidae.
UUAUAGCCCCUCCCUCCUGGUCCUUCUGCAGCAGCCGCUGCAGCAGAGACUCUGCAGCAUCACUAUCACCAUCUUCAUUUUCAGACUCUGAGUCUUCCACUGCUCCUCCUCCUCCUCCUCCUCCUCCUGCUGCUGCUGCUCCUCCUGCUGCUCCUCCUGCAGAAACACCAUGAGCCUCUCCCUGCAGCUCCCUCUGGAUUAGAAGCAGACCCGUCUCCAGCGUUCCUUCGUCCGACAGCUACGUCAGUAACCAACCCGAAGCCUUCAGCAGAACUGCAUCAUGGACGAGCAACAGAACCAUCCGUCAGAGGAGCCCAUAUGUAAGCAGCCCACGGCCGGGGAGGCCGAGGCCGCGGCCGCUGCUGAUCCAGCAUCCGCCGUCUCCGCCGCACAUGAAGGAGCGGAGUCCAGAAGCCUGGACCACCUGGACGUGACCAGGGACAACAUGGAAAACAGUAACGGCCUCGCUCCAGUGAUGGCCGACACUUCCCCCACGCUGGGCUCCGCUUCACCCCCUUCGCACGCCAACGGUCAUCCUCGCCUGAGCAGCCGAUCGGGGUCGUUGGUGGCGGGUUCACCGCGGCCAUCGCUCAGCCGCCAGCACAGCACCGUCAUGGAGACGGUGGCGGCGGACGGAUCCAAACCCAGAGACUACCUGCUCCUGGCCAUCCUGUCCUGCUUCUGUCCACUGUGGCCCAUCAACAUCGUCGCCCUCACCUUCUCUGUGAUGUCCAGGAACAGUCUGCAGCAGGGAAACGUGGACGGUGCCCGACGUCUGGGUCGUAAUGCCAUGAUUCUGUCAGUGGUGUCUAUUCUGGGUGGAAUCGCCAUCAUCGCCGCAGCUAUUGCCCUCAACUGGGGAUAAUUUUGGCAAAUUUUCAGCUGUAACAACCUGAUGGCCCUGAAGAUGGCGCUUAAGAGCUAUUCACUACAAGCUGUAACACGUCAACGAUACAGGAGAGACUUUUUCUCGGUUCAACUUUUUGAUGCCAAAAAAAAGAAACACUGAGGUUUUUGUCUUUGAACCUAAAAAAAAAAAA